Messenger RNA from Saccharomyces paradoxus, 1473 nucleotides. RefSeq names its product Avt7p (gene AVT7). Lineage: Eukaryota; Fungi; Ascomycota; Saccharomycetes; Saccharomycetales; Saccharomycetaceae. Gene Ontology annotation, molecular function: L-lysine transmembrane transporter activity; L-glutamate transmembrane transporter activity; L-histidine transmembrane transporter activity. Gene Ontology annotation, cellular component: fungal-type vacuole membrane. The transcript has a single exon. Gene Ontology annotation, biological process: amino acid transmembrane transport. The record is from RefSeq and is a predicted model, not a curated record. The coding region runs from base 1 to 1473 and encodes 490 amino acids.
AUGGAGGCUACAUCAAGUGCUCUUUCGUCUACGGCAAAUCUGGUUAAGACAAUAGUUGGCGCUGGUACACUUGCCAUUCCGUACAGUUUUAAAAGUGAUGGGGUUUUGGUAGGGGUUAUUCUGACAUUAUUAGCUGCGAUAACAUCUGGUCUGGGUCUCUUUGUGCUCUCUAAAUGUUCCAAGACUUUAAUCAACCCAAGGAACUCUUCUUUCUUCACAUUAUGCAUGCUCACCUAUCCCACUUUAGCCCCAAUCUUUGAUCUGGCAAUGAUAGUUCAAUGUUUUGGUGUUGGAUUAAGCUACUUGGUUCUUAUUGGUGAUCUUUUUCCGGGACUAUUUGGUGGUGAAAGGAAUUACUGGAUUAUUGCAUCCACUGUGGUCAUUAUUCCGUUAUGUUUAGUGAAAAAAUUAGAUCAAUUGAAGUAUUCUAGUAUUCUGGGUCUUUUCGCGCUGGCCUACAUAUCAAUUCUAGUAUUUAGUCAUUUUGUGUUUGAGCUAGGAAAGGGCGAGCUAACAGAUAUGUUAAGAAAUGACAUAUGCUGGUGGAAAAUCCACGAUUUCAAGGGGUUAUUAUCGACUUUUAGUAUUAUAAUUUUUGCUUUUACGGGGUCUAUGAACUUAUUUCCAAUGAUAAAUGAACUAAAAGACAAUAGCAUGGAAAAUAUCACUUUAGUCAUUAAUAAUUCAAUAUCUCUGUCGACAGCACUAUUUCUGAUAGUUGGUUUGUCAGGAUAUUUAACCUUUGGAAAUAAAACCUUGGGUAAUUUAAUAUUGAACUAUGAUCCUAACUCAAUUUGGAUAGUGAUUGGCAAAUUCUGUCUGGGAUCAAUGUUAAUUCUCUCCUUUCCACUUCUCUUUCACCCGCUGCGUAUAGCAGUCAACAACGUCAUCAUCUGGAUUGAGAUUACCUUUGGUGACGCUGAUCCCGAAGAGGACCCACAAGUUUCCGAAUACACUCGGGCUUCCAACUUAAGACCAAUUAGUAUGACUGUAGAAGAUCCGGCCCAGUCUAAUAAUGCACUCGAUGCAACCUCUUAUAACGAGCAGGAACGUUUACUGCCUAAUGGGACCUUCGAUAAUGGUUCAAUUGAAAGUCAAGAGAAUAGCAAUAAUGAAAGAGGCACUAUGGCAGUCGCCGGGGAUAACGAACAUCAUGCACCAUUUGUUAAGUUUAGAUUUUACUGGAUUACAGCGUUACUGCUAAUAAGCAUGUACACCUUGGCAUUGUCUGUUGAGUCAUUUGCAUUAGUUCUUUCAUUGGUAGGAGCUACAGGUUCAACAUCUAUUUCAUUCACUUUACCUGGCUUAUUAGGGUACAAGUUAAUAGGUUCCGAUUCUUUAGCUAUUGGAAAGAUGAUUCCACCAAGAGAUAGGUUUUACAAAAGGUGUAGCUUGUUGCUAGUCUUUUACGGUAUAUCUGUGAUGUUUUUAUCUCUGUACGUUACUGUAUUCAAUCGUUCCGAUGAAGCCUGA